AUGGUUGGAGUCACGCCUGGCGCGACACUUUUACUUUCACCGCCUUCUUUGACUUCGUCGCCGACAGGUCCUGCUACGAUCGCUUCGCUACGGACAGAUACGACUGAUCUUCAGAUGCUGGAUCGUGUCGUUGAAGGUCUUGCGCUUCUUCCCGCCGAGGCGUACUCUGCGGUUAUCUUUGCGCCGGGUAACCCAGGCGAGGUGGAGGGCUAUCUGUCUGCAGCUUUGGAGAAGAUCUGGAAUGCUACGAAGGCGGAGGGCGUGGUUAGGAUAGGUAAGAUCGCGGGAGAACAAAUCAAGGGCGAGGCUUUGUUGAAAGGUUGGAUUGUGGGUGGUGAGGGGGAGGAGUUCACAUUGACGAAGCCGGCAUCGACUACAGCAGCUGCUGUGCCCCUACGUUUACGAAAGAAGACUGGAGGUGCGGCAAAGGCAAAGAAGCUGGCUUUUUUGAAUUUCGACACGAGUGAUGACCUUAUCAAUGAGAAUGAUUUGUUGACGGAGAGUGACCUGGCGAAGCCCGUGGUACAGCCCGCUGAGUGUCUGCCUGCACCUGGAAAGCGUCGUAAGGCUUGCAAGGACUGUACGUGUGGUUUGGCGGAGAAGGAAGCUGCGGAUGCCGCGGCUGCGGAGGACGCUCGAAAGGCUGUCACCCUCGGCGUUGACGACUUGGCCGAGAUUGAUUUCACAAAGCAGGGCAAGGUCGUGAGCUCUUGCGGUAACUGCGCUUUGGGAGAUGCUUUCAGGUGUUCCGGGUGCCCAUACCUUGGUAUGCCUGCGUUCGCCGAGGCAGAAAAGGGAACGGUGGAGAUGAGCUGGGGUGAUGAUAUCUAA
Molecule: messenger RNA, 831 nt
Organism: Saitoella complicata NRRL Y-17804
Lineage: Eukaryota; Fungi; Ascomycota; Saitoellomycetes; Saitoellales; Saitoellaceae
Product: DUF689-domain-containing protein
Exons: 2
Coding region: 1-831 (276 amino acids)
Biological process (GO): iron-sulfur cluster assembly
Cellular component (GO): cytoplasm
Molecular function (GO): iron-sulfur cluster binding
Source: RefSeq, a predicted model, not a curated record